Messenger RNA from Clonostachys byssicola, 1674 nucleotides. NCBI's taxonomy places the organism in Eukaryota, Fungi, Ascomycota, Sordariomycetes, Hypocreales, Bionectriaceae. The record is from the annotation of a GenBank genome assembly.
AUGGCCUCUUUACUCCGUUACCCCGAGCCUACGAAUGCAGACGGGCUUUCAUAUGCCCCUGGUAGUGAAGAGAGGAAACUCUUACAAGCCGCGCUGGCUGAACUGGAAAACACCACAGUCGAUGUUCCAAGCAUCAUCAAUGGUGAAAGAUUGUUCUCCGGCAAAAGACAACCACAGCCGAAUCCUUGGGACUAUAAGGGAUCCCCUCUGGCGCAAUUCCACGAAGUCGACGAAGAAACUAUCAAGAAUAAAGCUAUUCCGGGUGCGCUUGAGGCGCGGAAGAAAUGGGCCAACAUGCCGUUCCGGGACAGAGCUGCCAUCUACAAGAAGGCCGCUAGGCUGGUGGAAACAAAAUACAGAUGGAAGCUCAUGGCAGCUACCAUGAUAGGGCAGGGCAAGUCGUGUGGGCAAGCCGAGGGCGAUUGUAUUGCCGAGGUCAUUGAUACCUUGAACUUUCAUGUCUACUUUUGUCACCAACUCUAUCAGCAGCAGCCCCUCAAGCAAUCCGAUUCUGCAUACAACAGCCUGGACUACAGAGCACUCGAAGGUUUCAUUCUGGCCAUAUCCCCUUUUAACUUUACCGCUCUAGGUGGACAUAUCGCGUUCACACCUGCCAUCCUCGGCAAUGUGAUCUUAUGGAAGCCUUCACCCAUGGCAGUUUUGUCGAAUUACAUUAUGUAUCAAGUAAUGGAGGAAGCUGGGCUACCAAGCGGGGUAGUUCAGUUCUUGCCAGUGGCAGACCCAAAUGUUGUCGUCGAGCCCGCUCUCGCCAACUCUCACUUCUCUGGCUUACACUAUACUGGAUCUUCUUCCGUAUUAAGGAGUCUCUGGGCCCGAAUCGGCACCAAUGCAAAACUCUACAAGACCUUUCCUCGUGUGGUUGGCGAGAGUGGUGGCAAGAACUUUCAUCUGGUCCAUAAUUCCUGCAGAGACGAUGUUGACUGGCUCGCGUCAUCGGCAGUUCGCUCAGCUUACGAGUUUCAGGGACAAAAAUGCAGUGCUCUGUCCCGCCUAUUUGUGCCUAAGACUAUGUGGGAACAAGGCGAUUUGAAGACUGCGUUACUGAGAGAGGCAGCCAAGAUGACGCAUGGAGAUGAUGUCAAGCAGCUCCACCAUCCCCUUGGGCCAAUUAUCUCCAAGGCAGCCUUUGAUCGGUUCGGUUAUUUUAUAGAUCAGGCUCAGAAAGAUGGCCACAAGUUGAUUUAUGGCGGGAUUCAAAAUGGGUCCAAAGGGCUGUUCAUCAAACCAGCAAUCUUCGAGGUUAACCCUGCCGACAUGACGGGUCAGAGUGAUCUGAUGACCAAGGAGCUGUUUGGUCCCAUGUUCGCCGUUCAGACAUAUGACGACGCAUCGCCUACUGGUUUUGAGGACGUUUGCGAUUUGAUUGAUACCACAACUGAGUAUGGGUUAGCAGGGGCCGUGUUCGCACGCGACAGAGAUGCCAUCAAGCUCUCGAGCGAGAAACUGAGGGACUCUGUCGGUAUGUUUGUCAUUAACGACAAAUGCACAGGUGCCGUAAUUGGCGCGCAUCCUUUUGGAGGCGCGAGGUCCAGUGGCACAAACGAUAAAGCUAAUUCGGUGAAUGUGCUUUUGAGGUUCUCGAGUAUUCGAUGUAUCAAGGAGUCUUUUGAGUGUAGUAGCACUACACUUAGCCCUUGCCAUAUUCUAGAGUAA